This is a messenger RNA of Pristis pectinata (smalltooth sawfish), 2429 nucleotides long. RefSeq names its product jumonji domain containing 6, arginine demethylase and lysine hydroxylase (gene jmjd6). NCBI's taxonomy places the organism in Eukaryota, Metazoa, Chordata, Chondrichthyes, Rhinopristiformes, Pristidae. Gene Ontology annotation, cellular component: nucleus; cytoplasm. The transcript has 7 exons. Gene Ontology annotation, molecular function: histone H4R3 demethylase activity; P-TEFb complex binding. The record is from RefSeq and is a predicted model, not a curated record. The coding region runs from base 143 to 1447 and encodes 434 amino acids. Gene Ontology annotation, biological process: phagocytosis.
GCAGGGUACGGCCGGGGUAUGAAAAUUCUGGAAAGCUGAUAGUGCGAGGAUCAGCGGCUGGAGGCCCCGCUUGUGGAGAGGAGCAGCCAGCGGGAACAGGGGGAGGGAAGGGAGAGGCUGCCGCCUUUUCAAAGAGUGGGAAAUGAAUCACAAAACUAAAAAGCGAAUAAAAGAAGCAAAGCGCAGUGCCCGCCCCGAGUUGAGGGACUCUUACGACUGGACAAAACACAACUACCACGAAACUUUCUCUCUGUCCUUAAGCACUGUCAAGGACAAUGUAGAAAGGAUAGAUGCUUUGGAGACGUCUGUCGAAGACUUUAUUGAGAAGUAUGAGAAACCAUAUAAGCCUGUGGUGCUGAUAAAUGCUGAGCGAGGGUGGGCAGCACAUGAAAAGUGGACACUGGAGCGAUUAAAGCGCAAGUACAGAAACCAGAAGUUUAAGUGUGGGGAGGACAACGAUGGUUACUCUGUUAAAAUGAAGAUGAAGUAUUAUGCUGACUAUAUGGAAACUACAAAAGAUGAUAGUCCUCUGUACAUUUUCGACAGUAGCUAUGGGGAGCAUCCUAAAAGAAGGAAACUGUUAGAAGAUUAUGAAGUGCCAAAAUAUUUUAAGGAUGAUUUAUUCCAGUUUGCAGGGGAAAAGCGAAGACCUCCAUACAGAUGGUUUGUCAUGGGCCCUCCGAGAUCUGGAACUGGUGUCCAUAUUGAUCCUUUAGGAACAAGUGCAUGGAAUGCUCUGGUUCAAGGUCACAAGCGUUGGUGUUUGUUCCCUACAAAUACACCUCGUGAACUUAUCAAACUGACAAGGGAAGAAGGUGGAAAUCAACAGGAUGAGGCCAUCACGUGGUUUGUCAUUGUCUAUCCUCGAACGCAGCAUCCAACCUGGCCCCAAGAGUUUAAACCUUUGGAGAUUCUUCAGAAACCUGGGGAGACUGUCUUUGUGCCAGGUGGAUGGUGGCAUGUAGUACUCAAUAUGGAUCAUACUAUUGCUGUUACUCAAAAUUUUGCCAGUGCAACCAACUUUCCUGUGGUAUGGCAUAAAACAGUUAGAGGACGUCCUAAACUAUCCAGAAAGUGGUACAGGAUCUUAAAGCAAGAACGGCCAGAACUUGCUGUAGCAGCAGAUUUGGUUGAUCUGCAGGAGUCCACUGGUAUCGCGUCAGAUAGCUCAAGCGAUUCUUCCAGUUCAUCCAGUUCCAGUUCCUCAGACUCUGACUCAGAGCAGAGGAAGGGAGAGAAAAGAACAGAAAGUAUGGACAAAGACAUGGAGAGAUUUCUGGGAAGGAUAGGACUAAGCACAGUGGAAAAUGUAAAUUGUGACUCUGGUGCUGAAGGAGAUGGAAUGACUCACCGAAGGAAGAAAAGGCGAACCUGCAAUAUGAUGGAAGAUGGUAAUUCUCAAUCUCGAGAUGACUGCGUGAGCAAAGAACGUAGCUCUUCCAGGUGACAAGAAACACUGGACGAGACCAACUGUGCAUCUUAAAUUAAAGAAUAAAACUCCAGUGAAAGAUUAAAAUAAUUCAGUUUUAGGAUUUUAAAUUCAUCAAUAUUUCAGUUUUCUGUUGUCAGUAGAUAUCUUUUGUUUACUUCUUGGUGAUUGUGAUUCCAAGCAUAUAGCCAUCUAAGAACAUGGAAUGUCAAAUGAUUUCUUCAGUGCAAUUAUCUGAUGUUGUAAAGAUAUUUUUGUAAACUCUUCCCAAAUUAACAGUAAUACUGAGCUUAAACAGUUGUCACGUCAGUGUUAGCUCAGAUUUAUUAGAUAAUUUUUAUUACUGUUGAUUAAUAUUUCUGUUCAAGUUUUGCUUGAACUAAAUAAAGUUGUACACUGAAUAAAUGGGAUUUUAUCCUGAAGCUCUCAAUUUAGAAAACAACAUUUUGCUUAUGACUGGAUUCAAAGAUUUUUUUUAAAUAGUUAUCUGGUUGGGUAUAACAUUAAAAUCCAACCAAACAAUGGCUAAAUUGAACCUGACUAGUCUUCCAACUUCAUCUAUAAUUGACUCAACCAUCAGCAUAAAAAUAACAUGCUAUUGAUCUGGUUGAGGAUGACACACCAAAUAUUGAUUGAGAACAUAUGCGAUAAUACUACAUAAAUAAUUCUGGCCUGGAUAAUGUACUGAGUCAUGCUGGCAGAACAUGAUCAGACUUGACCUAAACCCAACACAUGAUUGGUGCGGACUCUGGUUGGAUAUUGCACAGAAUUCUCAUAUUUAUUGCCACUGCCAUGAAUUCUGAUUUAAAAGUAAGUUUAUUCUUAGUCUACAUUUAUUAUUCCAGACAUAUGUAUUUACAUUUUGUUUUCCAGUUAAUAUACUGUAUCUAUAACCGGAAGAUCGAGAUGAUCACAAUAUAGAAUGGUUUGUUGCCAAAGAGAAUUUUUCUUUCACCCUUUAGAUUUCUUCAAUUAAAUGUUAAAUUGACUUUUGAAACUU